This is a messenger RNA of Bombus pascuorum, 5019 nucleotides long. RefSeq lists its product as uncharacterized. The transcript has 3 exons. Lineage: Eukaryota; Metazoa; Arthropoda; Insecta; Hymenoptera; Apidae. Gene Ontology annotation, molecular function: 1-phosphatidylinositol-3-kinase regulator activity. The coding region runs from base 973 to 2745 and encodes 590 amino acids. Gene Ontology annotation, biological process: phosphatidylinositol phosphate biosynthetic process; intracellular signal transduction. Gene Ontology annotation, cellular component: phosphatidylinositol 3-kinase complex. The record is from RefSeq and is a predicted model, not a curated record.
GCAAAAAAAGGGGUUGUAAACAUGUGAAGAGCCUUUUGGUGGAACCGAUUAUGGGGUUCCGGAUAAUACCAAUUCGUCGAUGACGUGAUGUGAAAUCGUUUCUCGAAAUCGGCACUGGCACUCGUUCCUUUUAUUCGCAACGAUGAAUAUUUAUUGUAACUGCAGAUAUCUGUGUUUUUAAGAAACGAUCGGCUAUUUUGAAGCCAGCGUAAGAGACACGGAAUAAUCGGACCAUUACCACGCGAAUAAUUCUCAUUUUCUUGAUACAAUUGGAGAAAAAAAAAAGAGAACACCGGCUAUUACUACAAUGCUAUUUAGUGGUAAUUCUAUUAAACGCUUGUUCGAGCUCGAAUACCACAGUUGGUAAUAUUUGAAAAUUGAAAAUAUUCCUAGUGAUCUUGUGUGUUUGCUUUUCAAAUUUAAUCAAAUACCGAUGCGUAUGUUGUUAUUAUCAUUCAAGGUUUGUUUUAAAUUGCAAACAUGAAGUUUAUCUCGCACGAAACGAACAAAUAUUUGGUAAAAGCUCUGAAUAUGAUUGAUAUAGGGAAACCAGUAGUGUCGUUGCGUGGUUAGGAGAGGAGAGGGAUAUUGUCAGUUGGUCGGCGCCAGUAGUGGGGCAAAGAGAGGGUGUGCAGUGGUGGGGAGUUGGAGAGGCCAAGAACAACUUCUAAAUGGGGGCUUGGCCUUCUAGCGUUGCGACACGUUCGUGGAAAAGCGGCUCCGUGCCGCUUUACUAACACUCGGACAUCUCUCUGCCACGUGGCCCAUUAAAACACAAUGGGAAAAGAAGGCAGCUGCGGUGCGCGCGAACGAUGUCGAAAGAUGCGUCUCUAUUCCUGCCGGGAUCACGGGAGAAUGCGACACCUGGUCUUAAAAGUAUGAAUCGUAAAGCCGUACGUAGAAGUUGCGCCUGACGUUUCGUCGAUUAUUUAAAUAACCUCAGUGAGACACUGACAAGGUUAACGGACUCUUAUGUCAACGAGUGACUCGACCGAUCUGUUGAUACAAGACUGUUAUGCUGAAAACAAAGUAGUUUUACAAAAAAUGUUGACAGUAAUGUGUCCAAACUGUCGUCACCGAUUUCCAGCUCCAGGUUGUUGCAGAGCUCAAAAUAUGGACGAAGAUAAUACUCUAAUUCAUCCAACAACCUGUUAUUAUGGUGGUCUGCUAGUUCCUGAAGGCUAUAAUAGUGGUGGUGGUUGUUUUAUAAAUGCACCAACUAUUAUACAACCUGUUAUCAAUUCCUUCAACUUUCCAUCAAUGACACUUGAUUUGGAAAAGCCAAGAAUCGAUAAACAAAAGGAAGGUUUCCUCCAAAAAUUUGAAAAAAAUACACAAGUUCUUGGAUUUCCAUUAAUUAAUGAAGAAAUCCAAAAAAAUAGUUCUGGAUGUCAAAUCACUACAAGUUGCGAUUUAACUGGAGGAAGUGUAACAAUCACAACACCAAGUAUACAAUCCGGAGGCUGUUUAAUUCAGAGUACAGAUUCCGGAACUCUUAUGCAAACACCACAUAUGGAAAUCCGUCCAAAAUUGUCUGGUGGUGGAUGUUUCGUGCAAAAGACAUUAUCAACUGAAAAUCAAGAAGCCUCUACUGUAUUUAAUGAACAAAGGAAUCAACAAGAAAGUGUGACUCACGAUAAAAGGAUGUUUUUAAUACCCCCAAGUGGUUGUCAGGAAUUACCAGGGACUCGAAGAAAUAUCCUACCGCAAAAAGCAGAAGAGGGAACUUCAUUUGAAAAUAGUGAAGCAAAAUCAGUUUUUUCAAAUUUUCAAGUGACUAAUGUGCCAGUCCUGCAAUUUCAACAAGCUAAAAGUUCGAAAGGAAAUGGUCAAGAAUUAGAUCAAGAUCGAAAUUUUAAUUGUUGUUGUAAUAAUAUUCAGAAACUUUAUCAUGUUAAAUCAAAUAACUUUCAAGUUUCUGAAAAUCGUAACUCCAUGGUUUUAAAUUCUAAUCCAGGAGUACAGAUUCAAGUAAAUGCAACUGUACAGCUUCCUGCAAGUUUAGGACAAUGUACAGUAAAUAUAACUGCAACUACUACAAAUUCGCCUGAAUCUUUGGCAGGUAUAACUUCAAGAACUAGAAACAAUUUUAAUGGUGGAGGUUUAGUGCAGAAAAAUGAGACUCAGAAUAACGAAGAAAAUUUUGAUGAAAGAAGAGACAGAACUCCAACUACACCAGUCUCUUGGUUAAUGCCAUGUCCCUGGAGUUUUGACAAUUAUAUGAUGAACAGGGAUGCAGCUAGACUGAGCGAAGUUAAAAGACUUUUACAAAUUUGUGGUUGGUACCACGAAGGUCUUAGUUGGCAACAGAGUGAAAAUUUAUUAAAGAAUGCUGCGAUUGGCAGAUGGUUGAUGAGAGAUAGUUCAGAUAGCAGAUAUAUGUUUGCUGUGUCUGUACAGACUGCUAGAGGACCUACCUCUGUUAGAGUUCACUAUUUUGUGGGACAGUUUCGAUUAGAUGCUGAACCUAGGCUUGCUUUUGCGAUUCCUCUUUUUGAUUGUCCAAUUAAGAUGCUGGAAUAUUACGUGGAAUAUUCAAAAAGUGUUGAUGAACAUAGAAAGGAAGUUUGGGUAGAUUAUAGUGGACAACUGUAUAGUGAAAUUUAUUUGACGAAGCCUUUAGUUAAAGAAGUUAGGUCUCUUAGUCAUUUGGCCAGGUUAGUUGUUAAUAGGAACAAAUUACCCACAGAACACUUGCCACCAUUAAUUAGAAAUUAUCUAGCAGAAUAUCCAUACAGUCUCUGAAAAAUGAUGCAUAACGUUUUUCUGAUUUCUGGAUUUUCUUUGUCAGUAUUUCAUAUAAUUUUUAAAUUGAUGUACUAAAUGAAUUAAUAAAUUAAUUUUAGAUAAAUAUAUAAGACAAAUAUUUAUGAACUGAUAAAUUUAAAUGUAUUCCAGUAAAAUUCCUCUCUCAAUUUCUAUUAAUUUGUAGCAACAAAUAAAAAUAUUUAAUAAAAUAGUUUAAUUCAAAUAUCUUAUUUCAGCUUUAUAGUACAAUAUAAAGUAAUAGAAAUUUUAUUGUAUUAGUUCCAAAAGUCAGAAAAACUCCAAAAUAUCAUUAUUUUUAUACAUUUUAAGACGAUUUAUAUCAGAAUUUGUGGAGUAAUAUGAAAUAUAGAGUUUAACUAGUGAGAUACUAGAACUUACACUUUUAUAAAUUAAACAAUUAAAAGCAGCGCCUGUUAUUUUAUUAGAAGGGUUCAUGAAAUUGAAUUGUUGAAAUAAUCAACGAAUUCAAAAGUUAGAUGAAAGCGUAUAAUUUUGUUCAUAGUCAGGAAAGAGCAUAAUAUUGUAAGAUUGAUUAUUCGACCGAGUUUCUCCUUAUUUAAAAUUUUCUUGAAAGACAGGGUACCAUUUACAUACCCUGCUCGGACCAAUCAGUCUUUGACGAGUUUCCUCUUCAUAAGUAAUUGAUAAAACUAUUUGUUUUUAAGUUUUUCUUGGAUCUGAAACCUCAUUUGAUCGUAAGUCUUGAUAAGUAGUUUUUGGAGCAUUAAAAAAGACGUAUUAGGAAAAUGAAUUAAUUUUGAUAAUUUUAUUAUAAUAUUGUAACCAACUGUAACCAACCUGUUAUAAUUUAAGAACCAUAUUCUUAUAAUUAUGGUAGCCUUUUUAAUGCUUUGAAAAUGUCUUACAGAUUUUUCAGACAUUGAUUGUUAAAUUGUAUAUACAUAGAACUCGGUCGGUUUUGAUAUUUUUUGAACAAUGAUUGACAGCGUUCUUUAAUAGUGGCAAAUUUGUAGACUUUUAGAAACCUGGAGAUCAUUGUUUCAAACUUAAAACUGAUUAAGAAUAGCAAGAAUGAUAUUAAAUCGGCUUCAAUGAAGAAAUCGUAAGGCAGUAUUAGAUUUUAAAAAGCGUCCAUUUGACUCUUCGUUCUUCAAUAGUACUAGAAUUCUAAAACAGUUAAUUGCCAAUGAAUAUACCAUUGAUUUGCAAAUUGAUUUUCUAUCGUGAUAAAGUAAUUUACUAUGAUUUCUUACCGCGAUCUUGAAGUUUUUAAUUGAAUGCAAUGUAUGAUGUAAUAUUCAAAGGGUAAUUAGCAUUUUCGAUAUUAUGACUUAUUAAUGUAUUAUUGAAUAUAAUACUAGAAAUGAUACCCUUGUUGCAUGUAAAAUGAGACGAUCUAUAAAAUAGUAAUAUUUGAAACGAAGAGUUGAACUGCAGAAGAAUCAAACGCUAAAUUAAUUUAAUUUUCGUUUAUUAGCGAGUUUCUCUGAAUGUAUAUGGUAUACGUGCGCGCGCGUAUGUGUGAAUGUGUGUAAAAUGAAUUUGUAUAUGUACGAAUAAUAGGAAAUGCGAUUUGAAUGUCGAUUGUUACUCAAAAACAUAAUUGAUAUAUUUUUCUAAAGUAAGAAUCGGCGACCAUUUCAAAGCAAACACAAUUUUUCUAAUGUAAAAUAUUAUACAGGAUGUUUCCAAAACUGUGCCUCUUUAGAUAAAAUUAUUAAAAGGAAUUGCAUCGUUUGAAACCCUUUCUGCAUUUUUCUGUAUAACUAAUAAUCUUUCGAUGGAACACCCUGUAUAAAUUAAUAUAGUAAUUCUUGUUCAUUGUCUCUAUAUUAGAGAUAUGCUUUUAAACUGUCGAUAUAUCUACCCUUCGUAGACCAUUUCGGAAAAAGAACCUAGCAUAAAAGAAUCACUUUUCGUAUUAACCGCCAAUUAUACUUAUCUUAAUAUGUAUUUCAUGAAUUGUCAUUGACAAAGUAAAAUUAAUUUACAGUUACCUAAACUGUACAUAGUGCUACAUAAAUACGAGACAUUCUGUAGAAUAUUUCAUUCUUAUUGACGAUGAAGUGGUAGCUACUAAUAUUAUGCGAUGUUUGCGUUAUUACGUAGCAAGAUUGCGAAGGGUUAGUUAAUUUCGAUUUUCCUGAUUCUAAAAGUUGAUUCGACAGAGUAUGUUUGUUGUUGAAAACUGCCACUCAACGAAUCCUACGAUGUGUUUUAUAUUGCGAUUAUAACAAUGUAUAGUGUGACAUGAGUUAAAUUAUUAAAGAAUUAUUUAUUACCAUGAAA